CAUGGAGCGGCCGGUCGCCUAGGAUAGAUGGUCGAGCCAAAAAUACUUGAAACCUCCACAACCCUUGACCGUGAAACGACUGCGCUGGGGCGCUCGACCCAAUGCCCACUUUCACUUUGGCGCCAGGGGUGAACGCAGCUCGUACGGAGACAGCGCCGCAGCGAACGGGGAUGGUCCAAGCAGCAGUGGGCAGCCUCGAGGACGAGGUCGCCAACAACGUCGCCGCGAGCGAUGACAUCACGAUCGCUGAUGCGGAUUUGCCGACCGUCGUGGGCAGUUCGAGCCAAGUGUGGGCCAAGGACAAGGCGCCGCCGUUUUCGACCAAACAGUACGCCAUGUCUUUGGGCGGGUUCUUGUACCUGUUUGUGUCGCUCGCGUGUGGCGUGUGGUACUGCACGACGCUGCGCCCGAGUUUGGCCAACGAUCUGUGGUGGUCUGGCUACAACUUGACGGGCUACGAAGCGUUCAUUGUCGACUUGACCAACUCGAUGUUGAGCAGCUCGCAGAGCGGUCCGUUCGACUUGCAGGCGCCAGGGUCCGUCGUCGAGAAAAAGUACACGUCGAGCGUAUCCACGACGACGGUGUACCCGACAUACGUGCACCACUUGAUUUGGAACGAACUCACGCAAAUGGAGUACGCGAUCGCCAACCUCCGCAACCUCAGCGCGAGCUGGAGCAUGCGCGUGAAUACGCAGCACUGCUGGGUCGACUUUGACAAGAACUUUGAGAUGGCGCACACGGUCGAGCGCCAGGCGCGGUGCAAUACUCGCUACGUAACGAAUGCCGCCGUGUACAUGGAAGCCAUUCUCCGAAACGUUGUGUGGAAGGAAUACAUGGCCAAGUGGGGCGGGCCAAACUCGCAGUUCGACGUGGCCGUGCAGCAGGCUCUGGACGAGCGCGAAGCGGGGCGCCGAUGGCUCGACUCGACGUCCAAGGCGCGCGACAUGACGUCCCAGGCCAACGAGCUCGAGUACUGGAAAUCGUACCACCUGACCGAGUUCAAGCUCCAGUUUCAGAACCGGUGGCAAGCCGGGAUCACAGAGACCAUCGUGGUCAAGAACGCGCUGGGGAUGGCGCAAAAGGUCACGGUCAAGGACGUGAGCCGCGGCGCUGGCCCGUGGACGACGGUCGAGUUUUUUUGGAUCCCCCUCAACGACUUGUGGAUGUUCAAGGGGUACAAUCGGAGCGUCAUUCGCGGCUCGUCCAACUAUUACCUCCUCAACAUUUCAAGCGAUCGGCCACCGAUCGACGUGUCGGUCGACAUGGCCGUGGCUGACCCCGACGGCACGUAUCCUGGCGCGCAAGGCUUGGUGCGGUUUGGUUUGGGCCAGUUCUUUGCCAUCGACAUGUUUAUCCUGGCGCAGCCCGCCGCGCUGCUCACGUACUACCAUGCGUUCCAAACGUUCUUGUACAAGCAGCUCAAGGCCGACCCGGACACGUUUGUCAAGUACAAUGCGCUGGCGAAACUCAGCGUCGACCCGGUCCCGCCGACCUGGUCCUCGGCCGGCUACCGGUUCCAUGGAGGGAAUCCGCUCUGUCGGACGGGGGACCCCAAGCCGUUUGUCCAGCAGUCGUGGGACAUGGACGACGGCUGCAGCGCGCAGAAUCGGCUCGUCGUUCCGCUGGCCAAGAACGCGCUGCUCUUUGCGCUGGCGUCGCAGGACUACACGACGUUGCCCACUGCGUCGGUGUGUGCGCUGCAGUCGUCCGCAGAGUGCGCCGCGGCCAUCGACGCGGCAAAGGCAGUCCUGGCCAAACUUGGCACGUUUCCAGACGAGUUUGACCAACUCCGGACGGCGGCGGCGGCAUCCGUGGCCGCCUUGAACGUCGGGCUGAUGCAAUUUGCCUCGAUGACCAACGGAACGUGGAAACACUUGACGCAGCCCAUGUUGUCCGAGCCGGCAUGGAACGUCUACGGGUGGAUGUUUCUCUUCGACUGGGUCGAAGGCAAGCGCGAAGUCUUGUCUUUCGAGGGCGACGUGUCGACGUGGGUGCUCAUGUCCAACGCGUACGCUGGCGUCCCGUACUCGACAAGCGGCCGCGGGCUCGAGCAAGCCACGCAAAUUGUGUUUUACUUGGUCGCGGCCACGUCGGCCCUCGUGUGCUGGGUCGCGUUCCUGUGCACGUUGUACGGCAUCUUGAUACGGUUCCAGGUCCAUGGCCAGAAUUUGUUGCAGUUCAAUCGGGUCGCCGGCUCGGUCUGGAUCGGGCGCCCUCUGACCUUCCUCCGAGGUUUCACGGCCGUGAUUGUCCUGAGCACGUCCCAACUGAACCUCGUGCUCGUCAACGGGUACUCCAAGUUUGACUUUGCGCCGCGGCAUUGGCUCGCGACGCUCAUCAUUACGGGCGAAGCCACGUGGCUCACGUACGCCGCCAAUGACAUCUUGCUCCUCAUGGCGCAGGACACGACCGCGCUGUACGCGCCAGUGAGUUCGUGUUUCGUGUGGCUCAUCUACUUUAUUCUGGAACUGUCGUCGCCCGUCAUGCCAUCGGCCACCAUCAACCGCGAAUGCCAUGCCCAAGACGUCGACUACAACAUCUUUUGCAACUCGGGGGAACUCGAGAUCGGGAGCUUGCGUCGGGUCGGUGUCCUCUUGAUCAUUCAAGCCGUCGUCAUCGCCGCGACCUUUGUCGGCGGAUGGUUGUGCAAGUGGUCAUGCAAAAAGUGGGUGCGGUCGCCCGGCCAACGCAACCUGCUCGUGUCCGGGCCGGCCAACUGCUUCAUUCAGUCGUACACGGACGCGUCGUCGGGGAUGUGGACGGUGGACAAAGUGUCGGGUGUGCUCUGCGGCCUCGUUCCGUUUUCGUUUCGCGGGAAAAACUACACGUUUGAUCUGAAGCUGUGGAUCGUGCUCCAAGAUCCAGACGGCCCCACCGGUCGGUUCAAGGCGCUGCCAAACCCAGUGCUGAGCUUUGAAAAGGCCCAAAGUCGCCACAGCAUCCACGCGACGACCGCCGCGGUGGCCACGAAAGACGGCCCAUCCGACACCACCACGCGCGAGUUGACGUGGAAAGAUCGUGCUAGACUGUAUGCCACUCGAGUCGCGGGGAUUUGCACGGUCGCGGGGUCCGUUGCCGGCAGUGUCUCGUACUUGGAAGUGUCCAAAGUAAACUUGGCCAACGACGCGUGCUGGGCGUACUUUAACCUCACGGGGGGCCACGGGUUCAUCGGCAACUGGCUCAACGAGCAGCUCCUUCUCGGCCUCAACCACGAAGACGUGCUCUUUGACUCGACCUACAUCAACCAGCUCGGGUCGUUUGACAAACCGUCGGCGUACAUUGCGAGCUCGAUGAACUACGGGUCGUACAUGCAAUACAGCGAGGUCAACACGAUCGAGCACAACGUGCCGGGGCUGCGCCGAACGGACGCGUGCAAGGCGCCGUGGAUCUUUACGCAGUACUGCUACGUCGACUUUGACAAGACGUGGGAAAUGGCCAACAGUGCGGCGCGCCAAGCGCGGUGCCAAGCGUCGAUGGCGGCGAACGGCGCCGUGUAUUUGGACUCGAUCUUGCGUAACGUGGACUGGGACGCGUGGACGAGUUGCUGGGGCGAUGCGUUCGAGACGGCGUUUGCCGUCGAGCUGCGCAAGACUCUGGCGGGGAUAGCGUACUUGCAGUCGAUUGCGACGUCGCGAUUGUCCGUGGAAGACGAAAUCGCGUACUGGAAGGCCAAAGGCAUCACGAGCUACACGGUGCAGUGGCAAAACUACAAGCGCGUUGGGCUCAUCAACAAGUACACGCUGCAGAACGCGUACGGCGGCAAGUACCCGCUGACGCUGCAAGCGCAGAACGGCACGCUGCGCAUGGCCAAGCAAACCAUGUUCAAAAUGUACUGGUCGUUCGCCAACGACCUGGCGGCUAUCACACGACCCAACAGCGGCAUGACCGGCAAGAGCUUGAUCCGAUCGUCGGUUGACUUUGCAUUUGCCACGACCACGAUGGAGCAGGUACUCAUGGCGAACGAGUUGCUCAAGCCAACGUUGUCCGUGGGAUUCAACCUGACCAAGCAAAUCAUCGGGCCAUUCGGCAGCGUCGACUUGAUGUACGUCCCGGUGCCAGCAUCGGCCAAGGUAGCUGUCCGAGCCAUUCUCAAUGGACUGCGCACAGUCAUCGCACCUGCACCGAGCGCUGCCGAUGCCUCCACCGUCGCCGCCAUCAACGCGACGCAGAUUGCGUACGCAGCGAUUAAACCCGUGGACAUGCUAUCGCCGAUCCCUCCGCAAUGGCUUGCUGCGUACGCCACGUCGAACGGCGGGAACCCCCUGUGCGAAGAGAUGUCUGUGGCGAACGCGAUGUCGUCCAACAUGGCGCCGCUGCUGUCGUUCGACAACGAGUGCUCCAACACGGCGGUCGCGGUCAAGACAUUUCCAACCCGCGAGAGCAUGAUCACCGCCGUCAUCCUCGCUGGGCUCCCGACCAUGCCAACGUACAACGCGACGGACAUUUGCAGCAACGAUCCAGGGCACAUCAAGCAGUGCCCAGAAUUCAUCGACAAGAACGUGGCGUUUGUAAAACAGUUUAUGCCGCAAGCGCCGUCAUGGGCGCCGCUCGUCGCCACGGCCAAGGCCGACAUGGUCGCCCUCGACAUUCAACUGUUCCAAUACGCCAGGCAGACGUCGACCGCGCCCCUCCACGUCUUGCACGUCAAUAUCCUCGACCCGAUCAUGCCCACAUUUGAACCGUUUGCGUGGUCGUUCCUGUACGAGUGGUUCGUCGGCCACCGCACCGUCGUCCAACUCCACGGCGACGUCGGCAGCCUCACCGUUCUGUCGGACCUCGAGCCACCGUUGUAUCAGCAAGUCCAGCCGUGGGAGCUCCCGGCAAACUACGCCACGUACGCCCGCGGCGGCGUGCUGUACGUGACGUUCAUCAUGAUUGCUGUCGCGGUGUUUGUCCUCGUGUACAUUGUCGUCAGUCGCGGCCACUUUGAAGGGCUCAACAUGAUGGAACUGGCCCGUGUCGGCGGGAUUGUCUGGGUCGGGCGGCCGCUGUUGUUGCUCCGCAGUGCCACGGCCAUCGCGCUGCUGUCGACGGGCACACUGGAACUCCAGUUUGACGGCAUGUUUUCGUCCUUUCAAAGCGUCCAAAUGCCAUGGUACAAGACGUUGCUGGGGGCGAUGGAGCUCACCUGGCUCGUCUCGAUUGUAAACGACGUGUCGAUGGUCGUGACCCAAGAGUACACGACGUACUACGUCAUGGUCAACAGCCUCGUCGUGUGGAUCGUCGCGUCGGCCGUGACGGCGGCGCACCCCGUGACCCACACGGCCUCGUUCGACCGGGUCUGCCAAGUCGACGAUGUUGACUUUCAAGUUGUGUGCAGCUCAGGGCAGUUUAUGAUCGGGCAGUGGCAGCGCGCGCUGUUGCUCGUGGGCAUCGUGCUAGUGUCCAACUUUUCAACGUACUGGCUGGUCCGACUCGUGAUGCGGACAAAGCCAGUAUGCGACGCGAAUUCGCUCUUCUUGUCGUCGGGGGCCAAGUACUUGUUUAGCCACGACGCGCGCGUCCACAACCAAGUGUACUACCUGGACCGGGCGUCGGCCAUCAUGUGCGGCAUCGUCACGCUGCGCUGGCGCCGCACGAUCUUUGCGAUGGAUUUGAAAAUCUGGCGCAUCUUUGCCAUUGAGCUCCCGCACGCGUUCGACAUCCCACCCAACACACCGCUCGCGGCCGCUGCGUCCCAUGCAUUUCCGCUCACGGACUAGGCGCACGGUCGCUAUUCUAUCGUCGUCGUACAUAUAUACAUAUAGAUACAUAACAUGCAUGGACCUCCAAGCGGCCGAGGGUGCCGCCCUAGUGUCCCCGUCGCGACAGUGCUGAGGCUACCAAAGCGUCUGCAUGCACGACGGCGCAAACGUCCAGCCAAGUCACCAUAAGCGGCAGCAGUGGUUGUCUUGCUUCGAGGAUUCGCGACGUGGCCGGCAGCAACAGGGCAAUGUCUCGCGGGAUGACAGGGUAAUGGAUAGUCUUUGGCUUACCGCCCUCGGUCGUUCAUGUUCUCAUGGAUGUGCUCCAAGCAUGCGACAUCGCCUGCUUCAGUCGUUGCGCAACUAACGAGUCAUAU
Aphanomyces invadans is the source of this 6061-nucleotide messenger RNA. RefSeq lists its product as hypothetical. The record is from RefSeq and is a predicted model, not a curated record. Bases 102 to 5702 code for a protein of 1866 amino acids. The transcript has a single exon. Lineage: Eukaryota; Oomycota; Saprolegniomycetes; Saprolegniales; Verrucalvaceae.